Molecule: messenger RNA, 3596 nt
Organism: Lottia gigantea (owl limpet)
Lineage: Eukaryota; Metazoa; Mollusca; Gastropoda; Lottiidae
Exons: 18
Coding region: 1-2697 (898 amino acids)
Cellular component (GO): nucleus
Molecular function (GO): RNA binding
Source: RefSeq, a predicted model, not a curated record
AUGUAUAAUAAUAGAUAUCAUAGUAAGAGUAGUCUAGAGGAGGCUUCUGAAGCUGCAGCUAAAGUUAAUGCUAUGUUGAUUGCUGAAGGAAAAUUAAAACUAUCUCAAGUCAAUCAACAUUAUCAAAGUAAAGCCAAGGCUGGUGGAUUAUUUGUAUUAGAUAUAGAAAUAAACGAUGCCCCUAUCACAUGUCGUAAUAUUCUAACUAAAGGCACCACACAGGAACAUAUAAUGAAAUUAAGUGGUGCUGCUAUAUCUACUAGAGGAAGAUAUAUACAUCCAGAAGAGAAGAGUAAAGUUGCUGCAGAUGAUAAGCCAUUAUUCCUGUAUAUUCAAGCUACUACCCAACAAGCUAUCAAUAUUGCAGCUAAAAGGAUCAAUGAAAUAUUAAAAGAUGGUCAGGGUAAACCUGCAUGGAAUGAACAUAAUAAUAAUAAUAAUCAGUUGAUACAUCCACCCCAUGUACCAGUGAAUACUUUACAACCCCCUCCUCAAACACAUCAACCACCCCCAACAACAUAUCUGAGACCACCCCCUACAGAACCUGCUAUGGUUACAUUCUUACAAGAGAAAUUAUAUAUAGGAUUAGAACAUGCACCACCCAAUUUUGAUGUGAAAAAUAAGAUAAUUGGACCUGCUGGAAGUUAUUUAAGACAUGUUAUGGGUGAAUCAGGAGCUAUAGCUACUCUAUGUGGUAAAGGAUCAGGAUUUGGUGAUUCUGACUCUAUUGAGCCAAUGCAUAUUCAGAUACAACAUCCAACUAUGGAAGGAUUGCAGCAGGCUAAGGCUUUGUCAUCUAAUUUGAUUCAAACUGUCCAGCAAGAAUAUGCCCAAUUUCAACAAGCUUUAGCGGCCAUGCCACAACCUAUGACACCAAACCAAACUCCAGUUUAUAUGGAGGUGCCAGGGCAGACAUCACUAACAGGAGGUACAUUGUUAGGACCACCAGGAAUAGCCACUAUUACUACCUUAACACAACCUCUUACUGGCUUACCACCUCCAGGAAUGCAGCCAGCACAAGGAAUGGUAGGACUACCAGCCUCAUCUCAGGCUGUAUCUAUGACAUCAAGCUUACCACCAACUUCUAUGAUUAAUGUUGCACAAGCCAUGGGUUCAGCACCAGGCAGUGUGAUGUUACCCACCUCCUCAUCCUAUACUACAAUGGCUAUAACAUCACCUUUAGUAGCAUCACCAUUACCAUCUGGUCAAAUGUUGUCCAAUAUGGAUGGAGGAAAUGUAAGCAAUGAAAAUGUAAUGUUGGUACCAAAUACCAGUGUCCCUCCUCCGAUACUUCAGGGACCACCUCCUCAACCACAGCAGUUUGAAAUCAACAAUCCUAAUAACCAAUUUAUAGCUUUACCAUCAGAAGGACAGAUAAUAGUUAGUGGUACCCCCCAACCUGGUAGUAACCAAGUGACAGUGGUAGGACCACCACAGGCUGUGAUACCCCCACCUGGUCCAUUACCAGCUAUUAUUACAGCACCUAAUGGACAGACCAUGGAGUUGGUACAAACCUCACAGGGUCCGCCACCUCCACAGUCUAUACCUAUAGUAGGUCAAGGUCAACCACAACAACCACCUUUUUCUGUCCAGACCAGUAUAGCAUACAGUGGUGAACUGUUGACCUCUACUUCCAGUUUAACAGCAUCCAAUCCCCAAGCAUCUACAAUACAAUCAUUUAAAGAUGAGGUUGCUGGUAAACGUAGAUUUAAAGAAGAGAAAACAGAUGAACCUGUACCAACUAAUUUACUGGGCUAUCAGCAUGGUCCAGGAUGGAAUAACAAAACAAAAUCAACAGACAAAUCAGAGGAGAAGAAAAUAUCAUUAACAGGUAUUAAAAGAGGCUCACAGAAAUCUGAAGAUGAGCCGAAUCAGAAGAAAGAUAAAAAUUCCAAUGGAUUACAUUUAUCUAAAGAUUACGGAUAUGGAGAUGAGAAGCUGGAGAAAGAGUUAAAGAAAUCUGAAAAAGAUGGGAAAGCCUCAGAAGAAGACCACCAAUCUUUAACAAAUGAUGGAACUUUAGACCCACAUGUUCAUCCAUAUAAAGUCACUGUUUCAUCAGCACCUACCAUUUAUAACACAUCCCAAUCUAUACUUCCCCCAUCUGUUUCUUUUGGUCAAUACACACAGCCCCCUCCUGACCAAACUCAGUAUAUUAAUGCUGGACCAAUAGGUGAACAACAAAUGUACCCUCCUCCAGGACAACCCUUAGCUUUGUCAAGUCAGUCUCUUCCUAUCCAUAAUCCUCCAGUACCAGUGGUCAGUAUUUCAGUACCCAUGGCCAGUCAACAGAUGCCUGUGGUUUCCAGUCAUCCAAUGAUACCAGGUCAACCAAUAAUUGCUAGCCAACACAUCCCAGUUUUCAGUCAACCACCAGUUCCAAUUACUAGUCAGGCCUUACCAGCAUACAGCCAGGCCAUGCCUGUAUCCAAUCAACCCUAUAGAGAACCAUCUCCUCCUUUAGCCUGGGGAGCACCUGCACCACCUCCCUCAUCCAUAGCACCCCCAUUACCACCAACAUCAUUUUAUCAGAGCAAUCAACCCCCACCACAUCAAUGGAAUGGACCAGAACCAACUUACAGCACACCUAGUUCUCAACCAGGUUUCACUCCUGGAGUUUUUACUGGUCCUCCACCAACAUCUAUACAGUAUAGUCAGCCACCUCCUCCUAUGCCUUACUGGGUAGGACCAAACUGAAAGCACUGUCUUCCUUCCAGGACAUUUCAGUGAUAUAGUCAGGAUUUAGGUGCUAAUAUACAUUUAUCUCCGAUUUCUGUGUUACUAUAGUUAUAUUUAUAUCUGAUGCUUGGAAUUGUUGAUUCUGAAUUGAGGUCAAGAAAGUGUGGAAGAGGAACAGUGAUAUGGGUGUUAUUAACAGUAUUAUACUAUAGUGACCCUAUUCCGAUCAAAUUCAGAAUAUCAAGAUAAUACGAGAUUAUUGAAUCAGCAAAAUAAGUAUACAUUUCUUCCAUUAGCUCUCUAGAGAAUGAAGCAAAUAUAUUAUGUAUAUAUUUGUGUGUAUUCAAAGUUUUGAUGGUAGCUUAUUUGUAUAACACAUUCAAAGCAACCUGUUUAUAGCCACACAGUAUUGUAUAGAGCAUAAAUAAUUUAUGUCAGCUUUAUAUUAGUGGAAAGUAUUUUUGUCUGUUGUUUAGUUUUAUGGGUCACAUUGACUUCCUGCCAUUAUCUGAACUUAAUGUCUGUUUAAUCAGAUAAAUGCCAUUCUACACUCAGUUGACUUAGUAUAAUAUAAGUUUUUAUGUCUAAAUCGCAAGCUUUACUCAAAAUUAUGGAGGCAUUGGUUAUUUAUAUUUGAAAUUUUAUAUUUCUCUCAUCCAAUUGAAGGUCUGUCUUAAUAGUAAAUGUGACUCAUAUUUUAAUUUCAUUGAUUUUGCUUUCCUUGACGCUAAUUUUACUUAUUCUCAAACUUAGAAUUUCUUGAAUGCACUGCAUCUGUUGAUAUUUGAAGCAGUGAAUUAUUAUACAUACUAGGUAAAUUGUUAUUGUUAUAUUGUAUUUCUUGCUUUAUGUAUAUUUGUUCCUGAUUAAGUUACGUCAGUGUUUGUGAUAUACUGAAAAUAAAUGAUACAAUAUGC